Taeniopygia guttata (zebra finch) is the source of this 5593-nucleotide messenger RNA. It is a transcript of the gene TBC1D31, whose product is annotated as TBC1 domain family member 31. Gene Ontology annotation, biological process: cilium assembly. Gene Ontology annotation, cellular component: ciliary basal body. The record is from RefSeq and is a predicted model, not a curated record. Gene Ontology annotation, molecular function: protein binding. NCBI's taxonomy places the organism in Eukaryota, Metazoa, Chordata, Aves, Passeriformes, Estrildidae.
GGCCGGGGGGAGCGGCUGCCCGAGAGGAGCGGGCGGACGGGCAGGGCCGGCCCGGGCCCACCUGAGCCUCUGCGGGGCUGUGGAAGGGGCACCCGGGGAUACCCGGUUAGAUAACGAAAGGAGCACGUUCCCCUUGAGUGACGGAAUCGCUGCGGUUGGAAGGGGCCUCUGGAGAUCUGCCAAGGCAGGGUCACCUAGAGCAGCUUCCAUAGGAGCGCGCCCAGGUGGGCUUGGAAUGGCUCCAGAGAGGGACACUCCACGACCUCCCUGGGCAGCCUCUUUGGUGCUCUGCCAUCCUCAGCGUGAAGUUCUUCCUCCUGCUGAGGUGAAACUUUUGUGUUUCAGUUUAAGGCCAUUGCUCCUCCUCCUGUCGCUGGGCACCACCGAAAAGAGUCUGGCACCGAUCUCUUGGCAGCGCCUUUGCGAUACUUCCAUGUAUUAAUGAGAUCCCUCUUGAAGGCGGAGCAGGUCCCCAAGGAGGCUGUGAAACCCCCGCGCUCAGGCUGCGCAGCCUGGCUGGACACUUACCCUAGUUGUUUAGGUGUAUUGAAUAAAAUGCCAUGGGGAAUUCCAAGAGAUUAGUCGCAGUGUGGUAUGCUAUGUAAAUACUGUCUGGUCUAAGCUGAAGAGCAGCGACACAAAUGAUGCUUUGGAGGUCUCAGUCCCCAGAGGCCCCGUGAACUCGUAACUGUGUUCUCCUGGCUUAGAUUAGAUGCAGGGAAACUUUUGAGAGGCAGAGAGUGACGCUGAGAAGGUCUUUAAUGUCAUAAUCCCACACAAACAUCACUAGAUUUCAAUUGCACUUUAAAAUAUUUUAUCUUUCUGAUUUCAUUUUUAUGGCCCUUUUGUGGAAGAAAAGAAUGAGCUUAACAGUGAGGUGCAAUUAGUUUUAUCUCUAGUCUGCACCAUAGUUGUAUGACCUUCUAGUGUUCACUCAGACUAUGUAACAUUCCCCCACAGCCCCAUGAAGGUGCUGGGUAGACACAUAAUAUGUUAUGUGUCUCAGAGAGCUAUCAGCAUCUCAUGCAACCAUGGUCAGAGCAUUCUGAGUAGCAUAUUCUGUGCCUCAGAAAGCUAUCAGCAUCUCAUGCAACCAUGGUCAGAGCAUUCCGCAAGUGCUCUGCAGUCUUUAAUCAGCCUGCCAAUAUCUGGCACACUUUUGGUGUUUAGUUUAACUGUGAAUUCACAUCCAAGUGAUAAUACAAAAUGAUUGGGCUGUUCAGUGUUAGGCAAUAAAUCCUGGAUUAGCAGAUCUUCCAAAUCUCGAUGUCCUGCUUCCUGGAAAAACCUUCCUCUUACAGCUCAUUUCUGCAUCUGGCUCUGUUUGUGUGGACAGUGCCUUAUAAGGAUAGAAGUGGAAAACUAGAAAGUUCUGUUCUGUAAUAGCACAGAUGAAUAGUAAUAAAAAAGGCUUUCUUCAUAGAAUUGUAGAAUAGUUUGCAGUGGAAGGGGCCUCAAAGGUCAUCUAGUUGCAAGCCCCCUGCCAUGGACACCUUCCACUGGACCAGGCUGCUCAGAACACCAUCCAGCCUGGCCUUGAGCACUUCCAGGGAUGGAGUAUCCAGAACUUCUCUAGGGAGCCUGAUUAUCUCACCACCCUCACAGUAAACAAUUUUUUCCUAAUGUCUAAUGUAAACCUACUCUCUUGCAGUUUGAAGCCAUUCAUCCUUGUCAUGCCAUUCCAGGUCUUUGUAAAAAGUCUUUCUCCACCUUUCUUGUAGGCUCCUUUCAAGUACCGGAAGGCCGCAAUUCGGUCACCUCAGAGCCUUCUCUUUUCCAGGCUUAACAAUCCAAAUACUUUCUAAGACUGUGAAAAGAAGUGAUAUUAAAAUUGAUUUUCCCCAUAUCUAAAGACUGGUUUCUUACAGUACUGCACAGCUUCUCAGUUUUCUAGAACGUUUCUUUGCAGUGGUAAUGAUGAGCCAGGUUCCUUUCUGAGGGUUGAAUUGGGCUUUCAGAUACAUCCGUGUAUAUUAGUGUUAUUCAUGAAUAAUGGAAAUCAGGUAACCAGGAACCACGUGAAAGGAUUGUGAAUGGUGAAUUUCCCCCAUCUGCUUUACAUAUCUCCUACCCACCUUCCAACCCAGUGAAUUACUUCCUUUGUAGCAUACUUUUCAUAUAGAAGUACAUGGGUUUCAUGGGAGAUCUUUCAUAGAACAUGGAAAAUCAGAAUUGUAAAAUCAUAAGAUAGGACUAAAAUGUUUCUAUGUCUUGCAGAUGUAAAUGGUAAUAAAAUUAUUCUAAGCAUGGUUGUUUUGCUGGUUGUUUUUCUUUACAGAGUUAUAGUGAACAUCCUUCACAGUGUCCAGGGGUACCAUUCAAAGACAAUACAUUUUCUGAAUGUGGCUUUUGACAGUUCUGGGGAUUCUCUCCUCGCUGGAGACCGCCAAGGGAAUAUAUAUGUUUUUGACUUGAAUGGGAACAGGUUCAACCUCGUUCAGAGAACAAUGCAGGCUUGCACUGCUUUGGCAUUUAAUCUUCGCAGAAAGACAGAAUUCCUUGUGGCUUUGGCAGAUUAUUCCAUUAAGUGCUUUGAUACAGAAACCCAGGAGCUAGUUAGUUGGAUGAGAGGCCAUGAAUCUUCUGUGUCUUCCAUCUCUGUCCAUGAGUCAGGCAAGUUUGCCAUCACUACUUCCACUGAUACAGCUCAACUGUGGGACUUGGACACCUUUCAAAGAAUAAGAAAGCUGAAUGUUCGUCAGUCUGUUGGUAUACAAAAGGUUUUUUUUCUUCCAUUGAGUAACACCAUUCUCAGCUGUUUCAAAGAUAAUUCUGUUUUUGCAUGGGAAUUCGAUACUCUUCACUGUAAAUACCAGUUGUCAGCUCCUGUAGAAGGUUUUGUAUUAUUUUAUAAGGUGUUUGCUGUUACCAGGGAUGGCCACACUUUGGUAGCUGGUGGGAAAUCAAAUCAUCUUCACGUAUGGUGUUUGGAAUUAAAGCGGUUGAUAAGAAUAAUCCAGAUGCCUGAGAAAGUGCGAGCUGUCCGUCACCUGGAAUUCCUCCCUGAUGAAUUUGAUGGGGGCUCCAAUCAGGUCCUCGGAGUGUUGAGUCAAGAUAAUGUUAUGAGAUUUAUCAAUAUAGAAACAUGCAAACUUCUUUUUGACAUUGGGAGUCCUGAGGAUGGAAUUAGUACAGCAGUGAUUAGCCCGAAUGGACGGUAUAUUGCCUCAGUAAUGGAAAAUGGAAGCCUUAACCUAUACAGUGUCCAAGCUUUGACUCAAGAAGGAAAUAAGCCUCCACCAUUCAUGUUCAAAGUUGUAGAAGAUGGACCCAAGUACACCUCAGAGGCAAAUAAACUGAUCACAAAAGUGACUUCAGGAAGGUCAAAGGAGCCAUGGAAAUCCAAACAAAGCAAAAUUCAAAGCAGAUUGCUAAAACUGCAAGCAAAUACAUCACUUGAAAAUAAAGAGAAUGAAUUGCCAGGUGGAUUAAACAAGAAACGUCUGCAGGCCUUAUUGAAAGAAUUUGGAGAAUAUCCAGCUAAGUACAGGAUGUUUGUUUGGCGUUCCUUAUUACAACUUCCUGAAAACCACUUGGCAUUCAGUAGCCUGAUAGAUAGAGGAAUCCACAGUGCAUUCGUAAAUAUUCAGAAAGAGUACCCUAUCAAAAGUGGGAAACUGCUGAGAGUUCUACAGAGGACAUUGUCAGCUCUAGCCCACUGGUCUGCUAUCUUUGCUGAGACACCUUACAUGCCUUUGCUAGCAUUCCCAUUUGUAAAAUUAUUCCAGAACAACCAGCUGAUCUGUUUUGAAGUUGUUGCUACAGUAGUAGUUAAUUUUUGUCAGCACUGGUUUGAGUACUUUCCCAAUCCUCCAUUUAACGUCCUUGGUAUGGUGGAAAAUGUUUUGGCACAUCAUGAUAAAGAACUACUUCAGCAUUUAAUAAAAUACAAUGUGACUUCACAGGUUUAUGCUUGGCCUCUCCUAGAAACACUAUUAUCUGAGGUUCUAACAAGAGAAGAAUGGCUGAAAACCUUUGACAAUAUUUUCUCCAACCAUCCUUCAUACUUUCUAAUGAUUGUCGUUGCCUAUGUUAUAUGUUCCAGAGCUCCCUUGCUCCACUGUAAUCAAGCAGCAGAUUUUGAGUAUUUCUUUCAUCAUCGUAACAACGUGGACAUUAAUGUUGUGAUUAAGGAAGCCUAUCACCUUAUGGAGGCUACACCGCUGGAUAUCCAUCCACAGCAUAUGCUUGAUGACUUCACACCACUUACAAAAGGACAGUACCCUGUGUUUAAUAAAUAUCCCGUGUUCAUUGUGAAUGAUCAAGCUCAGAAAUGGGAGAAGAUCAGACAGGAUGAAAUUGAAUACCUGCGAGAGAGACAAUUAGCACAUGAAUCAGAAGCCAAAGCACAGGAACAAAAAGCAGAAGAUGAAGCCUGGUAUCGAAAGCAGAAAUUACUUCGAGAAGCUGAAGAACAGAGGCAAAAAAUCCUAUUGGAAGAAGAGAAGUUGGCAGAACAGAGCCAGAGGCUUGCUGUUGUGAAAAGAGAACUGAAAGCAAAGGAACUGCAGCUUUUAGAUGUUUCAAGAAGGUGUUUUCUAAACUACCAGCAAGAUCAGCUUCAAAUGGAACUGAAACGUCUUGAUGAUGAAAUUGCAAGAAAGCAUCUAAUCAAAAACCAAGAGGCAGUUACAAAGGAAAUGAAAGAUGAGGUGGAAGCCCAUCAAAGAAAGGUGGCUCUGAAAGGUGUUCAGAGAUUGAUAGAAAUAGAUAAAGAAGAAAUACAGAAAGCUCAUACAGUGGCUGAAGAAAAUUUAGCCAAAGCUGAGCAGAAGCACACUGACACCGACUGGAGGCUGCAACAGCAGCGGAGACUCAGGCGUGAUGACCAGGAGCAGGAGAAGCGCUACAGGGAGAUUGUCGAGCUCCUGCAUGACAACAGGGUGAAAGAAGCUGAACUGCUGAAGGCCAUGAGGGAGACAGAAGAAAAAAAGAAAGAUGUUGUACAGAAUAAAGCUCAGCUGGAGGAAGAGCAGAAGGCGGCUGCUGCUGUAGAUGGGCACAGGAAGCAGUUCUUAGAUGACAAAAGGAAUGAUGAGUUAAAAUUGGCUGAGAAGCUGCAAAGGGAGGAUGGCCAUUUUGAGGGACUGCACAAUUUAAAGGCCAGGUGUCCAGAGAGAGGGGUAGAAGUCCACCAGGUUCCAAGGCCUGGAAACAUCUGUCUCAAUGAUUUGUCUACAUUAGCAUCAUCACCACACAAAAAUGUCUUUGCUCCCAGGGAUGGCACAGACAGAAGACGAGCAGACCUGGCACGCCAGGAGUGGGAGCUGAUGGCAGAAGUCCGGCAGCUCAGACAAAGGCUCGCCUCACGGGCCAAAGCCAGGCACCCUCCAGCUCGUUUCCCAGCUACAACGUGGUCAUCUUGAGAAGAUUUGCUCUGGACCUUAGCUGCACUUUCAAAUUAUUAAUCAGUGAAAAGCUAAAUAUGUAUAGUGUGAUUCAGGAUGGAUCAUAGACUUAUUAAAGGCUUUUGGAGAUAUUUUUAUAUAAGAAUAAAAUCCUAGAAAAUAUGUUCUAGCUAGAAUAUAUGUCCUUUUUUUGUAGCCUUCUUGUUAUUUUUUACUUCUGAAAUAAACUCAUUUUUUACCAUUAA